Molecule: messenger RNA, 2375 nt
Organism: Microplitis mediator
Lineage: Eukaryota; Metazoa; Arthropoda; Insecta; Hymenoptera; Braconidae
Exons: 3
Coding region: 1374-2162 (262 amino acids)
Source: RefSeq, a predicted model, not a curated record
UAUAAAAAACAUAUAAGUAACAUAUAUAAAUAUAUAUGUAUAUUUACUACUGUAUAUAAUUGUAUAUUAAAUCGACGAAAAUCUCUCUAUGACUUUUUAUAAUAUACAAUAUAUAUAUUUUAACCAUACAUUGUUUUUUCAUACGGGAAUAGACAAAAUCUUUAAUAUUCUAAAUAAUAAUUUCAUGUUAAAAGGAUUCUCUAAGGAUUUCCGAGUUGGUGAAAGAGAAUCCCCUUAAAAAAUCUGAAACACGGUUAAAUUAUGGGCCAGCCCCAGAACUUCUCGCUGUUUUCGAGCUUGGAGAGCUCGAAAACAUUAUUAUUGGUAAAUUCUUGAGCACUGCGAGAUCAACAAACGAUUGGACCGAAAAAACAUGUAUUUCGUCGAAAAAGGCAUUUUUUGUUCAAUGAUAUUUUUGAAAAAGAUCGACCGAUUUGCACGUGCUCUGGGGCAAUCGAAAAAGCUUGUUGAGACUUAAAUUUGAUCAAGCUUUGAAACAAAUCGGUCGAAUAAUUGACGAGUUAUGCAACAAAAACUUCAAAAAAAAGUUUUUCAAUUUUGAUUUUUCGUAUAACUUGUAAACUACAUCCACUCCAAAAUCUAAUCAGUUCUAAGUCUUAGUGAGGCUUUUCGAUUGCCACAAAGCAAUCCAUCCGGAAAUAGUAAAAAUAGGUUCCUAGGAUCUCAAAACGUGUUUAAAAUUUUAUUUAUUAAAAUAUAUAUGCAUACAUAUGUAUACACUUUUCAUGAAAAAAUAUUUUAAUAAUUAUAUAAAAAAUAUAAUAUUUAUAAGAUAAGAAUAAUUUAAAAAAAAUAUAUAUAAUUUCGAUAUAAAUAAUUAUUUCUCUUAUUAUCGAUGCUUACUGAUUAUUGCGAAGUUCUAUGAAAAUUCCGCCAUGAACACAAAAACAAAUACUAGAUUUCUAUCAAAUCCAUUUGAAAAACAAACAGUUUUUAUUGCAAUAAAAAGUAUACUCAGAACCUUUAUAUGUUAUAUUGAUUUUGUCAUUAUUUCAAAAAUUAAAAGUACUGACGUGUUACUAGUUAACGUUGAGUGGCUGUUUUAUUACUUUUGAAAUAGACUAUUCAGUAACGAUUGUAAUACAUAAGAGAACAGACGUACUUUGCAGAAAAAAAAAACACGCUGUUAACUGUUCAAUAUUACUGAACUGUUUUAAAAUUUUAAUUUUAUAGACAGUAAAUAAUUGUUGUUUUUGUUUCAUUCAUUUUUUAUGAAAUCAAUAAACAAACUAUUAUUCUAUCAUCAAUAAAAAUUUGCAAGAGUUAAUUAACUAUCAACUUUGCUACCACUUUUGUGAUAUUCGGAUCACUGUUCUAUUAAUCUAUCAGUUAUUCCUGUGAAAUAUUUAAAAAUGAAGUGGAUUGAGAAAAUAAUAUGGUGGUUAAUUGCAGUAAAUAUAUCAGAUAUAAUUUACUUUUCAAAUGCAUCGAUAUCAGCUCAAGUUUCCAAACAACUGAAAUUUAUAUUGAAAUCAUGUUUCGCUGACCGGUUGAAUCUGGUAUUCAUCAGUGAAGAUUUGACCGAUAUUGCAUACACUGAGACGACUGAUUUGAGCAACAAUGUGACUUUUUUUGAAACGGACUAUCCAAUUAUCGUAAUCAAUCAAAAUUUUCGAGCUAAAAAUAUACAACUGUAUCACAACCCAAGAUAUCCUACCUACGUAUUAUCGGUUAAAUCUGUUAAGAAACUCAAAACAACCCUCCGAGAAUUAGCGUCCUUAUCCACCUGGAAUGUCAAAUCAAAUUUUUUCAUAGUUCGACAUAAUAAUAUCGAUUGCGAUAAAGAUGGUGAAAAAGUGCUGAAAGUUCUUUGGAAAAUGGAUAUGCUAUCCUCGUUCUACGUUUGUCUCGAGCCUGAUAAUAAUGAAAAAAUGCCGACUAAUGUAAUUGCUGACACGCGAACAAUGUUGUAUACUUUUAAUCCUUUUUCGAACCGCGCACCCUCGCCCUGGCGGGAAAUCCAUUUUGUUAAGCGACCGAUCGAUGACAGCAAACCUGAACAAGAUCAAGAUAAACAUUGGACUCUCUAUAAACAACCAUAUUCAAACGAUUCGAAAUUAUGCCCUAGUUUGACCUUUGAUAAAUUGAAUUACCUCAACGGAUGUCCCAUAAGAGCCGUUUCAGAAUCAGAAUCAGAUUAGACUCAAAACGACCCAGUAAAUAUAGAAGAAUUACGAAAAACCAUACCAUAUCCAUUUUUACAGUUUUUGGAAAACUUAUUCUUAUCUCUUAACGUCAAUCCGAUAAUUAAUUAUGGUAACCGAGGUGAUAUUGUUAACAAUACGCCAGUUGCCCGUGUAGAAUAUAUGAACCAUUUAUAUGUAAUACUAUAACCCAUCAUUUGCAUAAUAAAA